Molecule: messenger RNA, 366 nt
Organism: Plasmodium knowlesi strain H
Lineage: Eukaryota; Apicomplexa; Aconoidasida; Haemosporida; Plasmodiidae
Product: V-type proton ATPase subunit G, putative
Exons: 3
Coding region: 1-366 (121 amino acids)
Biological process (GO): proton transmembrane transport
Cellular component (GO): vacuolar proton-transporting V-type ATPase complex
Molecular function (GO): proton-transporting ATPase activity, rotational mechanism
Source: RefSeq, a predicted model, not a curated record
AUGGCACAAAACAAAGGAUCCAAUCAACUCAUUCAGCAGUUACUCAAAGCUGAAGAAGAGGCUGAUCUCGUGAUUAAAAAAGCGAAAGAUGUGCGCGCCAAGAUGCUGAAAGAAGCCGAGACGACAGCCACGGAAGAAUUGAAAAUUUUCCGAGCCAAGGAAAAGGAACGUCUAAAUAAGGGGCACAAGGAGAAAACCACCGCCGAAGACGAAGCAGUAACCCUAAUUGAACAAAAUACCAAGGAAGAAAUAAAAAAAUAUAAGGAACUCUUUAAAAAGAACAAAGAACAAGUAGCUCAGUUCGUUUUCGAUAAAGUAUUCAAUGUAGAUUUGACUAUUCCAGACUGCACCCAGAAGUCGCUUUAG